AUGAUUUCGACCAGGAUUACCGCCGUGGGAUAUCUGGGAUCGGAUGAAGGAAAUAGUCGAUUUUGGAUGGGAGACAAGGGAGGAUUUGGCAGCGCAGGAGGUCACGAAAUAUAUGAAUACGGAGUGUACAAUACCUCAGCGGGCACCGAGGCAACCAUCGAGGCUUACACAAGAAAUCUUGUCACGAACAACAAGAUGAACGUCGAGGCGCAUCACCGACCGGGAUACCAGCUUCUUCUACACGUUGUAAACGGAAUUUCUGAAGAAGAACAAAACGUCUCCAACCUCAUUACUGCACUCGCCCGUCACUUACUAGUGCGAGACCAGGGCGCACUGGAAGCGAUUGGUGGACGAUUCGAAAGCGCGGAAAGGGCAUCUGGUGUAUAUCAGCAUCCCCAGCGGACCACGCCCAUUUGCGUUAUUUACAGGGUGAAUGUCUAUCCUUACGUUGUAUGGAACGCCGAAACCAAUGUCAUGCAAGUCACUAGUUCGUUCCCAAAUGCGCCAAGUCCUUCCAGUGAUAAACGCAACAUUCUGAGAUCCAAUAGGUUUAGUCAUUGUCCAGCUGAUACUUUCUCCGACUGUGCGGUAUAUGAGGGUCUCGUCAAUGAUGGUUUGCCAUACUUCAGUUUUCACCACGGCUUAAUGGAGCAUCCUGCAUUCACUUUGGAAAGUUUGUCCAGAGGUGUUCGACCUCACUUGCGUCGGGUGGUGGGUGGCGGUAUGGACUUCGAUGGCGCGAAGCCCAUGACCCGGGAACGAUCAUUAUAUGUCUCACGUAUUCUUGAACUACGUCUCAUCUUCUUGUCGUACCAUUCCUCGGACAUCAAGCUCUUUAUUAUGCUUCGGUUUUUCAGACGCAAAAUUGACGAUGGAAAGGUUGCUCUGACAAGUAACCCCAACAGCGAUGCCUCCAGCCAGUGGAACUAUCUCAACAAACCUGGAUUUCAUCCACGGCCUUUGCGUGUUGCCAUAUGUGGCGCAGGAGCGGCCGGUCUGUGUCUUGCUUAUAAAAUCAUCGAAGCGCAGAAGAAAGGCGUACUUGGACCCAUCGAGUUUGUCUUGUUCGAGAAAGAUGACGGUAGUAUUUCACGGGCACAUGGCAUGCAAAUCGCUAUCCAGGUUGUCGAUGUAAGCCGCGACGUUCCGAGCGCUGCCUACCAAUACUCGUUUGCACCUUACGCAGACUGGCCAGAAUACUAUUCCGGUGCGGGUGAAAUCAAGAAGUACUUCAAAACAUUUGCCCAAAAAUACGGAAUUAUUCCCUUCAUUCGGCUUCGACACAAAGUCACUGCAGCCAAAUAUAACGAUGCUCUCGGAACGUGGGAUAUAACAGUGGUGAAUUUAGCAACGUCUCAAGUCGAUACGAUGUCGUAUGAUGUCUUCGCCCCGGCGACUGGUGUUUUGAGUAAUGUAAAUCGUCCAGUGAUUUCCGGUCUGGAGUCAUUCACAAAGGCACCGAUUUUUCACACUGCUGAGUGGCCUAUCGAUUUUGAUUGGCAGAGCACUUUCAAAGACGAACACGUUGCCGUAAUAGGUAUUGGUUCCUCCGGCCUUCAGACCGUUGGUGCCAUUGCUCCGCAUUGCAAGAAUCUCGACAUUUACGCCAGAUCUAAAUUUUGGAUUGUUCCGACUCUUUUUCCGGCUGCCUCUCUCCAAGGUCGUGACUGGUACAACGACAACUUCUCAUACUCAGAUGAGGAGCGAGCUGAUUUUAUCAAGACACCGGAGAUCUUGUAUCACCAUCUUAAGGAAAUUUCUGCCCCCACAAACGAUUACUUCGCUAUUUUGAAAAAAGGUUCCGAAGCCCAGAAGGUAUUACUUCUAAUCAGCUUUAUUCUCCGUGAUUUCAUUGGCGUACAGGCGAUGAAACAAGUUACAAUUGAACAUAUGAAAUCAUCGGUAAGGAAUGACGACCUUGUCCAGGCGCUAUUACCCGACUUUGCCAUUGGGUGUCGUAGGCCGACCCCGGGUGCUGCUUUCAUGGAAGCGCUGAAGCUUCCUACGGUCGACUUCAUUAAUAAACCAAUCAAAAUGGUUACUCCAAGUGGUAUCAUUACUGAAGAUAGUAUCGAGCAUCCAGUGGACCGCAUUAUCUUAGCGACGGGGUUCGACACAGGUUUCAAGCCAAGAUACGAGUUCCUUGGAAAAGACGGUGUCGAUCUUAGGGAUGUAUGGGCGGAGCGACCGAAGGCCUACAUGUCAGUGGCCAUCACCGGAUUCCCCAACAUGUUCCUCAUGGGUUCUGGCCCCGGGAUAACGUAUGCCAAUGGGUCGCUGUUGCCCUGUACAGAAGCGCAAGCGGACUACGUCGUCGCCUGCUUGUCCAAACUGCAGAAGCAAGAUAUAAAAACCAUGGAAGUCAACAAGGAUGCACAGGACGAGUACAAUAUCCAACGAGAAGCGGUUAUGAAGGAUCUCGUAUUUACCGAACCCUGUUCUUCCUGGUACAAAGGCGGCAAGGUAGAUGGUGAACCGGAUGCGCUAUACGCUGGUAGCACUCUUCAUUACAUGGAAUUGCUAGCUUCCCCCCGAUGGGAGGACUGGAAAUUCGUCCCGUUACAUCACAAUCGCUUCUCCUUCUUGGGCAACGGAGCCUCUUCUAUUGACGCUACCGGAGGGGACAAAGCAUACUACAUUACAAUGCAAGACGCGAGAAACGUUCUGAAGGCCAGUGACUAUCGAGCCGACUGA
Guyanagaster necrorhizus is the source of this 2694-nucleotide messenger RNA. RefSeq lists its product as uncharacterized. The transcript is spliced from 30 exons. Bases 1 to 2694 code for a protein of 897 amino acids. The record is from RefSeq and is a predicted model, not a curated record. Gene Ontology annotation, molecular function: NADP binding; N,N-dimethylaniline monooxygenase activity; flavin adenine dinucleotide binding. Lineage: Eukaryota; Fungi; Basidiomycota; Agaricomycetes; Agaricales; Physalacriaceae.